AUGGGGCAUACACAAUCCAGUGGAGACGUUCCAUCUCUAUCUCUGGAUAAAUCACUACCAUCUGUACCUACAUUAGUUCUAGAUAACCAUAAUAAAAAUCCAAUAAUAUGUAAUAAUUUACCCACUUCAACUUAUAACUCUAAAGAAAAAUUUUUGUCCUCAAAAUCAAAUUUUGUCAUGUCUCCCGUGGCGGAAGGAUAUGAGACCGAAAAGUCCCAAAAACAAACUUUAAAUUCAAUUCAACAAAAUACAGAUGAUUAUUUUUCAUAUCGUAAAUCUGAAGCAAAGGGGAAGUCCACCAAUUUCGUUGUAGACCAACCUCAAACUCCAUCUUCUAUUAAUUCUUCGUACGAUGAUUACGACUCUUCUGAGUCAAGUUACAGCAGUCAUUCAAGAUCUUAUUCUUCAGAUAAUGGCUAUCUCUAUAAAACAAAACAUUCAAGAGAUCAUAGAUCAUUAUCAUUACCAAACAGUCCUUUGGAAUUUUCUCGUCGUCAAUCAUCCUCUUAUCUCUCUCAUUGUUCUUUGUAUUCGGAAUCUCGUUAUGAACCACUAAAAUGGAAAAAGAAACUUGAUGCUAGAAGACGAUCUUCUUUAAGAAUAAAAAACAACUCUUCACCGGUUUCCGAACCAAAUAAUAUACCUUAUUCUUAUAAAGAAGCAAUGGAUAAAAUUUGUGGAGAAAAUCAUUUUCUCACCACUUAUCAAGAAUCGGAUUCAUCCUUUCGUCGAUCUGACGAUGACUUUUGCAAUUCCACUCCAAAUACUUCAGUUACUGCGUUAAGUAGUGUUAAUGACGAAAUUACUGAAGAUCUUUCUUCUUUAGAUCCAAAACUUCUUUUUGGUUCUGAAACAUUUUAUUCUUUACCAGAAUCUCAUGUGUUAUACCUAAUUCAAAAGGAUGAUGUUGGCGGACAUUCUGAAGUUGUUAUUUGGCAAAGUCUUAUCGAAUGGGGUAAAAGAAAUACUCCAAAAUUAAAUUUUGAUAAAGACGUUAAUAAAUGGUCUCCAAAAGACUUUGAAUCACUUGCAAGAACAUUACGUAAUUGUAUUUAUUGGAUUCGAUUUUCACAAAUGACUCCAAUUGAAUUUCAAAUUUAUGUUAUACCAUACAGACCUAUUAUUCCUCAAUAUAUUAUUGGAGACUUUUUACGUCAAAAAAUAACAGAUCAUUCAAAAGUUUCAUAUGCAUUGGCACCUCCAAGAAUUCCAACAACCUCGAUAGAAUCAGACCUAAUUACAGGUCGACACGCUACAAUUUUGAGUCAAUGGAUUAAAAAUGAAACUCAUGAAUCUGUAGAAGGAAAGCUUUCACAUAGAUUUAACCUUAUUUAUCGAGCAAGUAGAGAUGGAAGUACAUCAAAAGAUUUCCAUUUACAUUGCGAUAAUCAAGGCCCGACUAUUUUAGUCGUAAAACUUUCUGGGUAUAACAUAUUUGUUGGUGGAUAUAACGCAAUGAGUUAUAAAGAAUCAUCAAGACGUUCUAGCCUUUCAUUAUCUAGAAGAAAUUCAAUAAAUAAAAAAUUGGAAGAUCUUGCACAACAAAAUUGUUUCAUCUUUUCUUUUGAAAAUUCAUAUUUCCCUGAACAGACAGCAAUUAUUAGUAGAGUAAUUCCGGAAUAUAAAAAAGAGGCAAUAAUAAGGCACAGUUGGGGCGGACCAUGCUUUGGAAAGGGGGAUCUUUUGGUUUGUCCUGACAAGAACAAUAAAGUUUUACAAAUUCACCCAGAAUCCUAUGAACUUCCUAUAAUAAACUCUAAUAGUAGGAAUUUUAGAUGGGAUGACUUUGAAAUAUUUCAAGUUAUUGAUAUUUGA
Racocetra fulgida is the source of this 1815-nucleotide messenger RNA. NCBI's taxonomy places the organism in Eukaryota, Fungi, Glomeromycota, Glomeromycetes, Diversisporales, Gigasporaceae. The record is from the annotation of a GenBank genome assembly.